Trypanosoma cruzi is the source of this 1386-nucleotide messenger RNA. RefSeq lists its product as uncharacterized. The record is from RefSeq and is a predicted model, not a curated record. Gene Ontology annotation, molecular function: histone binding. Gene Ontology annotation, cellular component: NuA4 histone acetyltransferase complex. Lineage: Eukaryota; Euglenozoa; Kinetoplastea; Trypanosomatida; Trypanosomatidae. Bases 1 to 1386 code for a protein of 461 amino acids. Gene Ontology annotation, biological process: regulation of transcription by RNA polymerase II; chromatin remodeling. The transcript has a single exon.
AUGCGGCACGGCGACAGAGGGGCAGCGGCAGUGGAGCAGGAGCAUGUGCUGUACACUGGUGCCAUGCUGAUUCCAUUCUGCGUGGGGAGUGUCGCAUUACCGCUUUCACUCUGCCGUGCAUCUUCGUCGUCGCCAUUAUUGGCCGCACCUCUCUCUGUACCACGUAGGAAGUCAAAAACCCGGCGACGCGGUGAAAAAAAGAAUCAGCAGGGAACGUCACACGAAGGCGACGGAAAUAAUCCGCAUGAUUACAACGCAGGAAUCAGUCGUUGUACACACAUACGCUACAGCUACCUCCGCGAUGGGUCUUCAGCGGCACAGGAUCUGGCGUAUCGCCGUGCGUUGUACACUUCAGGUGAUGUACGAAUGACGUCAGUCUCCACGAGUGAGGAGAAGGCGGUAACAACCGCAUCCCAGUUGUACGCUGUCGUUGAUCGUGUGGUGUUUAAGCUUCCAAAUAGUUUUCCUGAGCCACGCCGUGAGAUAAGGCAUCCGCCGUUUUUUGUCGUGGACGAUACAUGGGCGGAACAUCUGGUGGAAAUGGAGGUGCACUUUCACCCCUGGCUUGGUAUCGCACCCUUUACGGUGUCGCACAUGGUGCUUCUGCAGAAGCGAGCAGAUUUCACACCUCAAUUGCUCAGUUCAACGUUUGGACAAAACAAACCGCCGCCGACGGUCAUAUUAGAUUCUUCUGACACGGGAGUGUUGCCAUCAUCGUCUUUAGCAGUGGCCACAACGAGAUGUCAUUCAAAACAACGUGAGGGACCACCCAGUGAAGCUCACCCUUUAGUUGUUGGGGAACACGACACGGAUAACGAUGAAUUUUACGCGGAGGAGCGGGGAAUUUGCGUGAAAUUUGAGGAUCUUGAAGAAUUUUCUAUUGUUUCAGAGCGGCGAGAUGCGAUACGCAUCUUUCAUCCAACAUUGAAUGUGGCACGGUUUCUGGCCACAGUGCGGACGAUGGCGCAGCCGGAGCUGGAGCCGCCACCGUCGUUUUGUUUUUUUCCAAAACAAAAGAGUGCGCCAAGCCACGUGCAGCUAAAUGAUGAGAAUGUCCCCACCGUUGAUUGUUGUCGUACUGCUGAGAAACGUAAUAGGUCCAACGACACGGACGGUGAGAAUCAUUCAGGAGCCCUGGAUGGAGGAUUACUCCCUCCUUGGUGUUUCCCCUUUGAGGCCAUUAUGCAUGCACAUGAGCCAAAACGAAGAGACGGCGCCGUUGACGCGAUGCGGGCUGUGUUAGCAGCACUGCGGAAGGAACAAUCUGAGCUACGUGAGGGCAUUGAGCAAAAAAUCAGCUUGGCCAUGAACAACGCGGAAGAGCUUCGGGGUGUCAUUCAAAAAAUGCGGGAGACGUGUGCAAUAUUGAAGAAGCCUGUACGGUAA